Cannabis sativa is the source of this 5962-nucleotide messenger RNA. RefSeq names its product phospholipid-transporting ATPase 1-like. Gene Ontology annotation, molecular function: ATP binding; ATPase-coupled intramembrane lipid carrier activity; magnesium ion binding. The record is from RefSeq and is a predicted model, not a curated record. Lineage: Eukaryota; Viridiplantae; Streptophyta; Magnoliopsida; Rosales; Cannabaceae. Gene Ontology annotation, cellular component: plasma membrane. The transcript is spliced from 7 exons. Gene Ontology annotation, biological process: phospholipid translocation. The coding region runs from base 1974 to 5465 and encodes 1163 amino acids.
UGCACACACAACACAACACAACACAACAAUCUCAUGUUAACCCCAUUAGUUUCUUAAGAGACAAGAAAAACAAAGCUAUCUCAAAGGGCUAAACACAAGGGUGGUUGUUCUGUCCUGACUAAUACCAAAAUGGCUGUUUUGUUUGUCUUAUACCAAUGAUAGUAGAUACUAUAAAUAUAACUAUGGAUGCAGUUUCACUCACAUGCAAUACUAACAGAACACGAAAACUGAUGUAAAAAAAUAUCAGCAUAGAUAGGUAUAGCCUAUUGUCAGUGACUUUUCUCAUAUCUUUAGAUGAUGUAAAGUAAAACACUGCCUUUUUUCUGGGCUGAGGGUCAGCGUCCUCUCUCCACUAUGCUUGUCCUUUUGUCUAUUUGAUAUCAUUUUGUUUGUUGCUUUGUUUUCUUUUGUUUUUCUUCUACUGUUUUGUUCUUUUGUUCACCAAUUUUGUUUUUCCUUUGAAGAAAAACAGGUUUGAGUUGAGUUGCUUUUUAAUUUGGACAUAACCAUUUGUCUCAGUUGACGGGUGCAAUUGCAAAAUUGUUUUUAUUUCAGGGUGCUAAUUGUCAAAGCACAAAAAUUUAAGCACUUCUUUGAAUUUUUUGUUAACUAAUUAAUAUGGAAACUUAAUGACUACACAAUAUCAAAAGCAAUAAAUUAUCAAAUAAUUUUUUUGAUAAGUCUAUCCAUUUUGUGGACAGAUUUUGUAAAUAGAUAAAAAAGGAAAAGCUUAAAGGUAUUACAAUUAUUGUUUCAAAUGUGAAUAAUUUGUAAUUUUCAUUUAUUUAAUUUUGGGACCACCAAUUAAAGACAUGGGGUUCUUCAAUGCAGCACAAAAUGUGAAUCAAAAGCCAUUAGAGUCAGAUCCAACUCAACUAUUGAUUUGUCACAUUAGACAAAUGUACCAAUUAUGUAUUCGGUGCCCAUUAUGAAAAAAUGAAAUGAAAAUUACACUUUUCCCCAAAAAUCAGAGCAUGUCGCAUAAAAUACGAGUAAUAUUAAUAUAUCAUCAAAAUUUACAUAAUAAUAAUUUCAAUAUAACUCAGUUCAUACUCACGUGUCAUUGUCUUUUUUGGCCCAUAUAGUCAAAUUAUUGUACAAACUACAAACUCCUAGACAUGUAAAAAAAAACCUGAACUAGGUGGAAAACUGAAAACAUCACCACUUAAUUACCUUUACUUUUAUUUUGCAGUUUAAUCCCUAUAUUAGUGAUUAUUAUAAUACUUUGCAUGUAAAAGUAAAAAAAUUACUCAUGGCUUCUGUGUAUAAUGUAGAUAGACAUAAAUGUGGAUUAGAUUUAGAUUUUAUUUAUUUAUUUUACUUUUUGUAAAUUAAAUUUUGGAGAGGUUUUGGUAACAUAUUAUUGAAAUGGUUAAAGCUUGUUUUGCCGUCUAAAAAUUUCACCGUCGAAUUCGCCAUCCAUUACACGCUUCGUCGUUCCGUUAACCCAUCAACCCAACCAAAGCUUUCUUUUGCCAUCGACACCACACCAUACCCAUUUUCACAACAAAGACUUCUCUCUCUCUCUCUCUCUCUCUCUCUCUCUCUCUCUCUCUCUCUCUCAUGCCGCGUUUGGAAAGCGAGAAAGUUCUAGAAAAUUAAGCUUAAACACAACAAAGGUGGGAGGGAAAAAGAAAGAGGAUUUAUCCGAUUGGUUGCUGUGCCAAAGAUUUGGUUUUUAUUUUUGGGGUGAGGUUUCGACAUUUGUUGCUCCAACAGUGAUUUUGAGUGGUUUUGGGGGUGAAGGGAAUUUUAUGCCAUUCUGAUUCAAUUGUCGGUAUGGGGAUGAAACGCAUUUGGUUUUGAGGCCUCUGAUCGUCAGAUCAUGGCCUUAAAGCGGUGUCUUUGGAUCGAUUCUUUGUGGAUCUUUCAUACCCUGAAAGCUAUCCUCCACAUUCGUUGUUUCUUCUAAGCAGUACAAAGAAGAAAGAAAAAAACCUAAUUCGAGUCGAUCCGGAUCGUUGUUUCCGGAGAUGGCCGCUCAAAGAUCAGCUGUUCAUUCUUCUUUACACAUUGAAUCUGCGUUUAGCUCACCUGCGUCGCGAACGGGGAAUGCAGCAAAUUCUAUUCAAGAAGUGAGUCUUGCUGAUCGGGGCACGAAGCAUGUCAGGUAUGGGUCGAGAGCCGCUGAUUCGGAAAUGUUCAGUAUUUCACAAAGAGAGAUCAUUGAUGAAGAUUCGAGGUUGAUCUAUUUAAAUGAUCCUGGGAAGACCAAUGAAAGGUUUGAGUUUUGUACGAAUUCGAUUAGGACAGGAAAGUAUUCAAUCCUCACAUUUCUACCCAGAAAUUUGUUUGAACAGUUUCAUAGAGUCGCAUACAUAUACUUUCUUGUGAUAGCUGUGCUCAAUCAGCUACCCCAAUUGGCCGUUUUUGGCCGGGGAGCUUCUAUAAUGCCUUUAGCAUUUGUUUUGCUAGUUACUACAGUUAAGGAUGCAUAUGAAGAUUAUAGGCGACAUCGGUCUGAUCGAAUUGAGAACAAUCGGUUAGCUUUAGUUUUAAUUAAUAAUCAUUUCCAACCAAAGAAAUGGAAGGAUAUUCAAGUUGGAGAAAUCAUCAAAGUUCUGGCCAAUGAAACUAUCCCUUGUGAUAUGGUUCUGCUUUCAACUAGUGAUCCAAGUGGGGUCGCAUAUGUGCAGACAAUCAAUUUGGAUGGGGAGUCGAAUUUGAAGACUCGGUAUGCAAAACAAGAAACACUCUCGAAGUAUCCAGAGGAGGAGAAGGUUGAAGGGGUGAUUAGAUGUGAGAUACCGAAUAGGAAUAUAUAUGGGUUCCAGGCAAAUUUGGAAAUUGAUGGGAGAAAACUUUCUUUAGGACCCUCCAAUGUUCUUCUUCGAGGUUGUGAGCUCAAGAACACUGGCUGGGCCAUUGGGGUUGCAGUGUAUGCUGGUCGAGAGACAAAAGCUAUGCUUAAUAGCUCUGGAGCUUCAUGCAAGAGGAGCAGGCUUGAGAGCCGUAUGAACUUUGAGAUCAUCAUUCUUUCUUUAGUUCUUAUUGCUUUGUGUACAGUUGUCUCUGUUUGUGCUGCUGUUUGGUUGAAGCGUGAGAAGGAUGUAUUGAACUACUUACCGUUUUACAGAAAAAAAGAUUUUUCAUUGGGAAAAGUGAUGGGGAAAGUGAGAGACUAUAACUACUAUGGAUGGGGUUUGGAGAUAAUUUUCACUUUCCUCAUGUCUGUUAUUGUCUUCCAGAUUAUGAUCCCCAUUUCUCUGUACAUUUCCAUGGAACUUGUUCGGGUUGGACAGGCUUAUUUUAUGAUUGGGGAUACACAGCUGUAUGAUGAGGCCUCAAAUUCAAGAUUUCAGUGUAGAGCUUUGAACAUAAAUGAAGAUUUAGGGCAAAUUAAGUAUGUGUUUUCAGAUAAAACGGGUACCCUUACAGAGAACAAAAUGGAGUUUAAAUGUGCUAGCAUUGGGGGGGUAGAUUACAGUGGUGGAAAAGUUGUUUCAGAAAGGGAGCAGGGUUACUCAGUGCAAGUUGAUGGGAGUAUUUUGAGGCCAAAGAUGAAGGUGAAUGUUGACCCAGAGCUUCUUCAACUACUAAAGAGCGGAAGGAAUACAAACAAUGGAAAACAAGUCCACGAUUUUUUUCUUGCAUUGGCAGCUUGCAACGCAAUUGUUCCUCUUGUUACAGAUACACCUGAUCCUAGAGUUAAGUUGAUAGAUUACCAAGGAGAGUCUCCUGAUGAACAAGCGUUGGUUUAUGCUGCUGCAACCUAUGGUUUUAUGCUUGUUGAAAGAACUUCAGGCCAUAUAGUUAUUGACAUCCAAGGACAAAGGCAAAGGUUCAAUGUUUUGGGUUUACAUGAGUUUGAUAGUGAUCGUAAGAGAAUGUCAGUAAUACUCGGGUGCCCAGAUAAAACUGUAAAAGUUUUUGUAAAAGGUGCUGAUACAACAAUGCUAAGUGUAAUUGAUGAAUCGGUCAACACAAACUUAAUGCAUAUUACAGAAGCUCAUCUCCUUGCUUACUCUUCAGUGGGUUUAAGAACACUUGUUGUUGGAAUGCGUGAACUGUCUCCUUUAGAAUUUGAGGAGUGGCACUCUUCAUUUGAGGCAGCAAGCACAGCUUUGAGCGGUCGGGCUGCUGCGCUACGCAAGGUUGCUGGCAACAUAGAAACCAAUCUCUGCAUAUUGGGUGCCUCUGGAAUUGAAGAUAAACUGCAAAGCGGGGUGCCUGAAGCUAUAGAGUCUCUGAGAACAGCUGGGAUUAAAGUGUGGGUUUUGACAGGUGACAAGCAAGAAACUGCCAUAUCGAUUGGAUACUCUUCAAAGCUCCUGACUCCCAUGAUGACCCAACAUGUUAUUAAUUGUAACUCCUGGGAAUCUUGUAGAACGCGUUUACAAGAAGCAACAGAAGGAAUUUCGGGAAAUGCUUUAACUUCAGCGGCCUUGAUUGUUGAUGGAACCAGCCUUUGUUAUAUUCUUGACAGUGAUCUUGAAGAACAGCUCUUUUGGUUGGCGAGUAAAUGUUCAGUGGUGCUAUGUUGCCGAGUAGCUCCACUGCAAAAAGCUGGAAUUGUUGAUCUUGUAAAGAGUAGGACUGCGGACAUGACACUGGCAAUUGGAGAUGGUGCUAAUGAUGUGUCAAUGAUCCAAAUGGCUGAUGUUGGAGUUGGCAUCAGUGGCCAAGAGGGUCGGCAAGCUGUGAUGGCAUCAGAUUUUGCAAUGGGGCAAUUCAGGUUCUUGGUUCCCCUUUUAUUGGUUCAUGGACAUUGGAAUUACCAAAGAAUGGGAUACGCAAUUUUAUACAAUUUUUACAGGAAUGCGGUGUUUGUUUUUGUUUUAUUUUGGUAUGUACUUUUUACAUCUUUCACUUUGACGACUGCAAUUACUGAGUGGAGCAGCGUAUUGUAUUCUGUACUCUAUACUUCACUACCAACUAUUGUUGUUGGAAUUCUUGACAAGGACCUAAGCAGAAAAACACUUCUAAAGUAUCCUCAGCUCUAUGGAGCUGGUCACAGAAAAGAAUGCUACAAUUCAAAAUUGUUUUGGUUAACAAUGAUGGACACAUUGUGGCAAAGUUUAGUAGCCUUCUUUAUACCUCUUCUUGCAUACUGGGAAAGCACCCUAGAUGCAUCCAGUAUAGGAGAUCUCUGGACAAUUGCUGUGGUAAUUUUGGUUAAUUUACACUUGGCCAUGGAUGUUAUUCGGUGGACUUGGAUUACUCAUGCAGCCAUUUGGGGAUCUAUUGUUGCCUCCUGGAUAUGUGUUACUGUCAUCGAUGCUUUUCCUUCAUUAGUUGGUUACUGGGCGAUCUUUCACGUUGCAAGGACCGGAUUGUUUUGGUUGUGUUUGCUUGCGAUUGUUGUAGUCGCUCUUCUUCCUCGGUUUGUCGUAAAAUUUCUUUACCAGUACUACUGUCCUUGUGACGUUCAGAUUGCCAGGGAAGCUGAGAAGUUUGGCGGUCCAAGAGAUUUAGGAGGUGUACAAAAAGAAUUGGAUCCAAUAUUGGAUCAUCAACAGAGAUGACAAGGUGAUUUUACGAUUUUUUUUUCCUUUAAUCAAAUCCUUGUUUUCCUUUUUCUUCUCUUUCCUAUAGCGCUUUAUUCUUUGGGCUGCUCUUGAGUUCUCCUCCUGGUUGCCAAAAUUUCAUUAUAUUGCUAUCCGAAGGAUAGAGUUCCCAAUACUAGGCUUGUAUUUAACUUUGUUGUAAUUCUCAUAAUUAAUGUAAAUUAGUUUAAGAAAGAAAGAAAGAAAGAAAGAAAAAAGAAUAGAGAAGGGAAUGAUUUUACUAUUGUUAUAUGAAAAUGAAAGCACUCAGAUGAUUCAGAUUAUGCUUCAGUGUUGCUAUAAAAGCACUAUACAUCAUUGCCAGUGAUUUUGUAAAUGUAAGUUGAAGCUGGUAUUCGGUCAAAACUCACAUCUUUUCUAGUUAUUAGUAAGUAACGUGCAUUCUGCUGUUUGGCAGUUCCCAUAUUAUGUUCUUUAAUCAAAAUGAGAAAUAAAAACAAAACUGUAUUAUUUUA